AAAUUCAUUUUUAUUCAGCAAUUUUUUUUUAUUGAAUUGAAUUAAAAAUAAUUGGAAUAUUAAAAUUACGACUAAAAGAUUAAAUAUUUUGUUGACACAAAUAUUUAGGAAGCAACUUUACAAUAAGCAGAAUUACUCGGUUAGAGGUAGAAUGGGUAUAGUGUAGGAGUUCGGAAAUUUUUACAUUUUUAUGAGUAAGAGAGUGAAACGAAAUGUGAAAAAAUUGUUACAAACACAAGCAUACUUGAACGAUCGUCGGAAGUUGAUCGCACCAAUUUUUAUUUUAUUUAUAUAAAAUAUUUUGUCUGAAUUCUCAAUUCUUUACUUUUCAUUUAUUUAGUUGCUAUUCAGCGCUCAAAUAAUCAAGUUAUUGGUGAUCGCAUUUAAAAAAUAAUUUUUCUUUUUUUUUUCAAACUUUUUUUGUUCUUUUUGAAUACUUCAUUUAAUACAUACAAAAUGAAACUUUACUCUGUCUCAGAUGGACCACCAUCCUUAGCUGUUCGAAUGACAUUAAAAGCUUUGGAUAUUCCUUACGAACUUCAUAAUGUGGAUUACGUAAAUAGUGAACAUUUGUCAGAGGAAUAUGCGAAGAUGAAUCCACAAAAAGAAAUCCCUGUAUUGGACGAUGAUGGAUUUUAUUUAUCAGAAAGUGUUGCUAUUAUGCAAUAUUUAUGCGAUAAAUAUGGACCAGAAAGUUCUCUAUAUCCAAAAAACCCAAAAGAAAGAGCAAUAGUUAAUCAGAGACUAAAUUUUAAUAUGGCAUUUUAUUAUAGCAGUAUUGGACAAUAUGUUAUGGCACCAAUUUUCUUUGAUUAUCAAAGAACUGAACUUGGUUUAAAAAAAGUUCAUAUUGCUUUGCAGGUAUUUGAAACCUAUUUAAAAAGUUUGGGUACUAAAUAUGCCGCUGGAAACAAUUUAACAAUUGCAGAUUUCCCUCUUGUUACCGCUACAAUCUGUUUAGAAGCAAUUGAUUUUAAACUUGAUGAAUAUCCAUUAAUAAAAAAAUGGUAUGCUACAUUUAAAGCAGAAAAUCCACAACUUUGGGAAAUUGCUGAAGGUGGUAUGAAAGAAAUUGCAUUUUUCGAAAAAAAUCCACCAGAUUUAAGUGCAAUGAAUCAUCCAAUCCAUCCAAUUAAGAAAGUGAAAUAAGAAUUUUUUUGAUAACAAUUGUGUUUGAUUUUCUUUUUUGUUGAAAAGUUUUUCUAUAAUAAAUCUUGUAUAAAUUUGAUUUAAAAUUAUUUUGAGAUCAAUGAAA
Molecule: messenger RNA, 1255 nt
Organism: Condylostylus longicornis
Lineage: Eukaryota; Metazoa; Arthropoda; Insecta; Diptera; Dolichopodidae
Gene: gfzf
Product: glutathione S-transferase 1-1
Exons: 5
Coding region: 457-1149 (230 amino acids)
Biological process (GO): glutathione metabolic process
Molecular function (GO): glutathione transferase activity
Source: RefSeq, a predicted model, not a curated record